UGAAUAUUGUUUUGGAACUUGGUGGACUGAAUUUAUUAGCUUAUUUUAGACAAAAAGUCGAAGAAGAUUAUAGUUAUAAAAAGAGUAUACAUGAAGGAAUUAUAAAAAAUAUGCUUAAAUGUGCUGCACUCGCAAUUAAACAAUUUCAUAAACAUGGCAUUCAUUUGGAUAUUAAGCCAAACAAUUUUGUUAUACCUCAUGGACAUAAUCUUGAUGUUCCUUUGAAAUUAUGCAAAUUGAUAGAUUUUAAUUUUUCUAUUAUAACAACUGAAGAUAAAGUUAUAAAGCAAGGAGUAUUUGGUACCACACCAUAUGUACCUUUCGACUUUUCUGUAGAGCGUGUGUUUGAAGUUUCCCGUGAAAUUGACAUUUAUUCAUUCGGUGUAAUGAUUUACAAGUUUAUGUUUAGCCCUAGGAAUAGAAUAGACGAAAUAGAAAAGAAAAAGUUUGGCCACGGAAGUUUGGAUAGACUUGCAAAGGUAUUUUUAUUUUCUAUAUCUGUAAUUUAUUAA
Messenger RNA from Meloidogyne enterolobii, 512 nucleotides. The record is from the annotation of a GenBank genome assembly. NCBI's taxonomy places the organism in Eukaryota, Metazoa, Nematoda, Chromadorea, Rhabditida, Meloidogynidae.